AUGGAGAAUAUAGAGAGAGUUCUAACUUCAAUAGAAAACAUUGAAACGUUAGGAACUGCAGCCGAUAUGAAUCCCCGUAUGCCUAAGCUAUAUGUUCGGAACGAAUACAACCAAAAUCCUUUCGAGCUGUACAGUGAGAAUGAAUUUAAAAGAAGGUACCGUUUUUUUAAACACACGGUACUAAAUGUGAUCCUGCCACUGAUAAUUACAAACUUACAACCUUUUAAUAACAGAGGAUUGCCAAUUCUACCGCAAUUGCAAAUACUUAUUGCAUUAAGGUUUUAUGCAACUGGAUGUUUUCAGAUGGUGUGUGGUGAUUUGAACAGCAUAAGCCAAUCUUCAGUGUGCUUAAUUGUAAAUAAAGUUUCCGCAGAGUUGAGUAAAUUACUUCCUAGAUUUGUGAAUUUUCCAAGAAAUAUGACCACAGUCAAAAGGAAGUUUGAAGAAUUAGGAAAAUCUAAUACGCACCAUGGCCUAAAUAAUAUAAUCGGAGCUAUUGACUGUACCCACAUUAAAAUUAAUAGACCCAGAGGUAUCACCCACUCUGAAGCAUACAGGAAUAGAAAAGGGUAUUUUUCUGUAAAUGUGCAAGCUAUAAUAGGGCCCGAUCUCGAAAUAUUUGAUAUAGUGACUAGGUGGCCUGGAAGUUCACACGACAGCAGGAUAUUUAGAAACAGCCAGGCGUAUGCAAGACUGGUAAAUGGUGAACUAGAAGGAGUUUUAGUAGGUGACAGCGGCUAUCCAGCACUGAACUUCAUGUUAACACCACUUUUGAAUCCACAAACAAGAGCUGACAAUAAUUAUAAUUAUUCUCAAUUGAGAACUAGGAAUAUUGUUGAAAGGUUUUUCGGAGUGUGGAAAAAGAAAUUUCCAUGUUUGCAGAGAGGACUACGAUCAAAAUUGACAAAUACCAGCAACAUAAUUAUAGCUUGUGCUGUAUUACAUAAUAUAGGUAUACAGAGAGGGGAUGUUUAUGACGAUGGUGAUCUUACUGAUCAAACACCAGAAGUCGAACAACACAGAAACAAUGAAAGAUCUACUACAGGUCUAGCAUUCCGGCAAUCUGUGAUUGCACAAUUUAACUAGGUUGGUUUGGUAAUAAAGAAAAUUAAAACAAAAA
Pieris napi is the source of this 1120-nucleotide messenger RNA. RefSeq names its product putative nuclease HARBI1. The coding region runs from base 1 to 1086 and encodes 361 amino acids. The transcript is spliced from 2 exons. The record is from RefSeq and is a predicted model, not a curated record. NCBI's taxonomy places the organism in Eukaryota, Metazoa, Arthropoda, Insecta, Lepidoptera, Pieridae.